AUGGUUAAUCAUGAUAAUAGUAUGAAUGCAUUUUUAGUGAAAAAUGGGAAUGGCUUAGAGACAGGAUUCUUGCAAUAUUUAGCUUUCUUAAGGUUGACAAACUCUCCAAUAAACAUCCCUGCCUUAAGAGACACGAGUUUGCUGCGAGGUCAGCUUUUAUCGAACAUAGCCACGGCUACCUUUGUUUCUAUUUCAUUAUUAUUUCUUAUCUAUCAUUUUUUGUUUAAAAUGGCUUUUUUUACAUUUAUGUCUGUUUUGCGUGUGCUUAUGUUGGUGCCAAGGAAACUUAUUGCAGUGAGUGAUACCGGAAAAUCAUGCAAACUAGUAAUUUACGCUUUAAAGGAAAAAAAACAUUACUCUGUGCAAUUAAAUUACAGUUUAUUAACUUGCGCUAACAACACUCAUUAUAUCAUAUUAUCUUUCCGUGUGAAACCGAUCUCACAGGAAAGCACUGGUGGCAAUAAUAUUGGUGAAGGUCAAAUGACCUGUAUGGAGCAUAUAGAUGACACAAAGACAGUAUCAACGGCAUUCUGGAAUAAAGACCGACAUGGAAGGAUUCAUCUUGUCAUGCUGCAGCUAGCUUCCAGUCAAUUAGAAAUCACUGAUAUUGGUCUAAUAAAGUUAAAGUCAGUUUUAAAGACUUUACAGAAGAUUGAACUACCAAGCAUCUUUAACCAUUACCACAACACUUACGGAAAAUUAAGCAAAAAGUCACAUUUGGAAUGUUUUCUGUGUCGAGAAAUGUCAUUCCAUUACAGUGUUUUAUACCAUGAGCGCUCUGUUUACCUACAAGGAGGCUAA
Molecule: messenger RNA, 801 nt
Organism: Echinococcus granulosus
Lineage: Eukaryota; Metazoa; Platyhelminthes; Cestoda; Cyclophyllidea; Taeniidae
Exons: 5
Coding region: 1-801 (266 amino acids)
Source: RefSeq, a predicted model, not a curated record